Messenger RNA from Phytophthora infestans T30-4, 891 nucleotides. RefSeq lists its product as uncharacterized. The record is from RefSeq and is a predicted model, not a curated record. The coding region runs from base 1 to 891 and encodes 296 amino acids. NCBI's taxonomy places the organism in Eukaryota, Oomycota, Peronosporomycetes, Peronosporales, Peronosporaceae. The transcript has 4 exons.
AUGGAAGACGCCUUUGACGACAAUAAGUGGCCUUUUGGCUGUGAAGUCGCACCUGGCCUAUUUGUUGACGGCUUGGGUGCCAUUUCGACCCCUUUAUUCGCCGAGCAAGCUGAAAACCUCAUUGCGCUAUGUGAAAAGUCCCCGUUCGGCCACAAUAUGGACACUAAGAUGGACGACAACGUCCGGAAGAGCUGGCAAUUGCAACCAAACCUUGUCAAAUUUAAGAAUCCACUCUGGCAAACGGGCAUUAAGAACCUGAGCAAGAACGUCGCUACCCGGUUGGGAUACAGGGAGGUUCUUCUGAAAUGUCUGCUAUAUAAGCUGCUAGUAUACGGCGAAGGAGGCCACUUUGUCAAGCACCAGGACACGGAAAAGGAAGAUGGAAUGAUUGCAACUUUAGUGGUGCAGCCUCCCAGCACACACGAAGGCGGAGAUCUGGUGGUGUAUCGAGAUGGAGAAGUGAACCUUUGGAGUUUAUCGGCGUACGGGAGGAUGACCAAAGAAGGAGGAUACGUAGGCAACGAGAGCUCUGAAGCAGUGUCAACUUACACGCGAUACGCGAUUGUGGCUUGGCCAGCAGCUAAGCAUGUCGACAAAGCGUUCAAGUUUAUGCCAAUGGAUGCUGCUGCUGAAGCCUUGCACUUGCCAGGACUCAAAUAUUGCGAUAAGUACUGGAUCGAGGGACCAAGUAGACUCGUAUCGGCCCACAAGCUUCUUGACUGUAGUUUCGAGGUGGCUUUUGCGAUCACUGCGAGUAAUCCGUUUCCAAAACAAUCCAAUCGAGUGAGACGUGAACAACUCGUCAUCAUCCAUCUGAGCCGCAAUUUCAACUGCCUCUUAGACCAAGGCUUCCUGAGCGGCUCCACUAUCCAGACCGUCGACCACACGUAA